Messenger RNA from Cimex lectularius (bed bug), 8030 nucleotides. RefSeq lists its product as uncharacterized. The transcript has 8 exons. NCBI's taxonomy places the organism in Eukaryota, Metazoa, Arthropoda, Insecta, Hemiptera, Cimicidae. The record is from RefSeq and is a predicted model, not a curated record. Bases 6 to 7949 code for a protein of 2647 amino acids.
CUGCAAUGAUAGGACCUUUUGUUGUCCCUAAGCCUUGUAUUCCAAGCAUUCCAGCACCUUGCUAUUUUCCUCCAUGUUGUCCCGUCCCUUGUACACCAUGUCCACCUAAAUGUCCCCCUGUCGUUUGUCCUCCAAAAUGUCCCCCAAAAUGUCCUCCUCCUCCUUGUCCCUCUCCGAACCAAACAGCAUUAACUAGAACAACACAAUUUCAACUUCCAAGUGGAUCGUCAAAUGGUAAAAAUACUUUUUUGAACAGGAGCAAGCUUAAUUCAAUAUGUGCUUACAAUGUUGUUGGUACUAAACCAAAGUUGACAUUGGGCAAUGUAAAAGUUAUGAAAAAAUUCGAACCAAGAAAAAAUGCAGCAGACAAUAGCACUAAUGCAAAAAAAGGCAUAACGUGUGAAACAGUUGUAACUUCUAAAGGCCGUGUUACUGUGUGUAAAUGGGAUAAUGAAGAGCUAAAUGAUCCACAUGAUGAAGAAAAUUUGUAUAGCAACAAUCAUGUAAAAAAUUACAAAGUUCGGCCCAGUAAGUCAGACAGUAUGUUAGCACAAGCUAAAAAUCAUAAUUUCAAAUGUUUAACCUAUGAAAUAAAAGAUCCUAUAACUAAAAUAAACAAAAAAUCUAAAAUUUGUUUUGAAAACGGACAUGACAUUGUAAACUAUCUAUCUAAAGGGGUUCAAACUCAGUUAGUAUUACCUUUAAAAUUGACUAAAAAUUCCCCAGUGCACAAUGAGCCAAAACAUCGGUUCAGUUGUAAAAAUAAUAAGCCACAAAUAAAUAAAAAUACAUCCCCGAUACGUAAAUCCAUAGAGCCACAGAAAAAGGAGAAAACAUGGUAUUCACAUCACAGAAUGGAUUCAGUUGAAACUCAAACUAAUAGAUCCUACAAUCCACAAAAAAAUCGUUCUUUUCCACUACCAGCAAAAACAAUUAGGAAAAGAUAUAUCUAUGUACCUAAAUAUAUUCGUAACAAAGGAAAUUUAAAUGAAAUAAUGAACAUGGAAAACAAGUCACAUUCUUUGAAUUCUGACAAAAUGAAGCCGAAUGUAGACUACCUUACUGAUAUAAAUAAAAUCAACAUAGAUGGGAAUAUUGAAAGGAUACCUCGAACAGUGUCUACUGGAAUGAAUACUGACAUUUCUAAAAUAACACGAACUGUAUGCACAUACACCAAUGAGAAUGACUGUGCUAAUAAAAAAUCCUCUAAUCCUAGUGUAGGAUUGAAUUUAAGAGAAAGUAAUUCAGUUUACAAAAUAAAUAUCACAACAUCUGCUAUUAAAGAAAAGGAAUCAAAUAUUCCUGUAAAAAAAAACAAGAGUAGUAUGCAAAUGCAAAGAAUAAAUUCACAAAUGAACAAAGAGAAAGAAAAAUAUGUGGUUAAGAUGUGUGGUACUGAUCCUAUUACCAAGGUAUCGAAGGGCACCCAAAUGUAUUUUCAAAAAAUUGAUAAAGUUCCUAGUAAGACGUUAAUACCGAAUGUUGUUUUUGAACCACCGGCUGAACAAAGAGAAAAUGAAAAUCCUUUACUAAACACAAUCAAUGGAAUAAACAACUAUAUUUUAGAUUAUCUUAAACCUAAAGGAGUCAAUGAAAAUAAAGGAGAUCAAAAGUCUAGAAGUAAAUCGAUGCAUAAAAUACAAUUUGAAUGUUCGCUAAAUGACAGUGGCAAGCCGCAUUGUUAUGCUGUCCAUAGAAACCUAAGUCCAACUUCAGAAAUAACUCUUCCAUCUGUCGUUACUCCAGAACAUACAAUUAAAAAUCAAAUUAAUAAAAAUGAAGCCAAUAAAAAAUUUGGAAACAUCAUUUGCCAACAUUUUAUACAUAAAGACCUAAAUGAGAAUUUUAUUCAUCCAAAUAGCAAUGAAAACAUCGUUAAUCUAAUUAAUGAUCUCAACACUAGAAAAGACUCUAAGAAAAGUUUAAAAGAUGACGUUUUGUUAGAAACAAAUAUUAUUGAUGGCAAAAAAGAUGACGUUUUGUUAGAAACAAAUACUAUUGAUGGCAAAAAAGAUGACGUUUUGUUAGAAACAAAUACUACUGAUGGCAAAUUAAAAGAAAAUAAUGCAACAAGUCUAUGUAAACCACACGACACUGUUAAAUUCUGCUGUCCCGGGUGUUCAAGUGACUAUCAAUGUUGUAAAGAAACAACCCAACACAAUAAAAAUGAAGAAAAAAACACUGAUGAAGAUUCUGCAAAACUAAAAGAGAAAAAAUUAAGCAGUGGCAUGGAUAAUAUCUGUGUUAACGUUGAUGAUAUAACAAAAAAGCAAUUGUCCUUGUACACAGCUUGUUGUUCUAAAAAUAAAAAAGAAGAAAAUAGACCAUCAGUAGAUAGCACACUAUACAAAAAUGGCCAGAAGUUUAGAUUAGGGAACAAGGCAACAAAUACAUGUAGUGGAUGUUCUAUUUUGCCAGCAAAAAAAGUUAACCGUGGUUGUUCAGCUUUUGACGUUUCACCAAAGACUAAUACUUCAACAAGUAUGUCUCAAAAUGACAUGUUUCCAAAAGAAAACGUACAACCUAUUAAUGAGAAUAAGCCAAAUAAUAAAAUUUUUGAUACUUUAGACUUCACUGAUGGUUUAACACACCUCUUUUUGAAAUACCUUAAUCAAAAUGCAAGGCGAUUGGUUUUUGACAGGAUUAAUCAAGAUAACUCUAUUUCUUCAAUAGAAGACAUAAUGGAAAACAUUCUUAAUUCAGCUUUUGUAGUUAAAACAAAAGUACAAAAAUCUAAAAAACUAAAAAAAGAGAGCAAUGCCUACAAAAGAAAGCGGAAAUUACUUAAAAUAAAAGCGAAAUUAAAACAACAAAAAAGUAGGAACACCAGCAAAGAGAGUACAGAUUUUAAUCAAUCAAUACAAUCAAUCAAACAAAGUAGUGCAGAAUUAAAUAAGGAACACAGAAUUAAAUUAGCCGAAUGCAACUCUCACCAGUCUUCAAACAAUAAAGAGGUGGUCGCUAAGAUUUUGACAAAGAAUGAAUCACCAAAAGAAAAUAAAAGCGAUUUCAUACAAAAUGUUUCCAAGCAACAAGCAUUGUGUGAAACCGAAAUAAUUAAAACUCUUAGUGAAAUGACUAUUAGAUCAAGUAAAAAAACAAUCCAAAGCAACGUCAGCCAGCCGAAUUCUUCAACUAAUAAAUUUUCUAAUAAUCGCAGAAGUCAAAUUAAAUUAAUUACAUCCUUACAACAGCUAUAUGGAAAACAUUUAUCCUCUGAUCAAAAAAAGAGAGAAAAGUCAAAAAUUUCUAGUUCAAAUGAUAAAACAUUAAAGGAAAAAAUAAAAAGAGAAGAUACUGAGCAUGAAGCUGCAAAAUUAGAAAAUACACCUAAACCAGAAACAUCUAAUUUAAAUACCAAUGCAACAAAUCUUUCAGAAAAUAUUAAUAUGUAUUAUUCAUCCCAAAAAGAGUGUUUGUCAAUGGAUCAGAACAGCGUAACUGAUUAUGACAAAAAACAAAUAGAAACUUUCAGUUUCAAUAGUCAAAACGUGAGUAAUAAUGAGAAAUUACCAGACAGAGGACAAAGUGAUUAUAUUAGUGAACAUAUUUUUGGCAGAACUAAACCAAACUAUUUUUUCAACAAUAUUUUAGAUCAUUUAUUAUCAUCAAAUAAGCCAUCACUGAAUGAAUUUAAUAGAGAUGAAUCUAGCGAUAACUGCCAGUUUAGCAUUGCGGAUGGCAAAACUUGUGAUGAAGACAUCCAAUUGUCAAUCCAAAAAUUAGAAUCUUAUGGAGAAACUGCAGACUUAAAGAGUAAAGUAAGUAUAGAAACUGAAAAAGGCGAUAAAGGAAUAUCAAUUGAAAACAACAAAACUCAAACAAACGUCAUCAGCCAUGACAAUGUUCCUGUACACAAUGUUGGCCAUAAGGACUGGCAUAGUCCACAAAUGCCUGGUGCAUUUAAAAAAAAUGAAACACUAACAACUUUUACGGAAAGAAACAUAUGUUCCCAAAGAUACCUGACAGAUACAACAAAGACCUGCCAGGAUGACAUUAGAAAAAUUGACGUAUUGGUUAAAAAACAAAAAACCGAAGGAUUAGAACAUAGGAAAAACAAGCAUGAUGAAAAAAUACAGAUUAAUACCAAUUUUGCUGAGGUAUCAAAUGAAAAUGAUUAUUUUAUAAACAAGACACAUAAUAUUGUGGAUGCUAAGAUUCAAUAUGUCAGAAAUGUUAAUGCUGGGCAUAAAAACUGGUGCAAUAACAUAACUACUAAAAAAAGGGAUGAAGAUUUGGAUCAAAAGCCAGCUGUAGUUACAGAGAAAAAGACACUAAAUAAUAAUGAAUCAAUGGCCCCAACAUUAAGCCAAGAAAAUAUUAAGUCAUCCAAAUCCAUUAUCUCAAAUGAUAAUAAAACUAAAGAAAGUGACACACAAAGUGGUAUCCAGUCAAGCUCAAAACCCCAAAAAUCUUCUCCCACAACGCCUUUCAAUCAUUCAAAAGAAGUGCCAGUUAAUUCUAAAAUUUCUAUUGAAGACAAGUUAACUAUAAAAAUAGACAAUUUGGAAAAAGAUAUUCUCAACAGUAGUUACCUUCAAUUAGGUGCAAAUAGCACACUUGUUAACCCUGGUAAUAACGACAACACACAAACAAGCUCCUACAAGCAAAGCAACACAUUAUCAGAAAACACUUCUCAAAAAAAAGUUACCGAUAGAGAAUCCCCUUUAUCUGAAAAGAGGCAGUUAGACCGACCAUCAGAAUCAUCUUUUCAGAACAGAACAUCUCCUCCUUUGCAAAAUGAUUAUGAUUCAGAAUUAUACCUGACACCUUGGGUUUUAGGUGUCCCAUAUAAUACUGCCAAACCAUAUAAAAAUGAAGAUUUAAAUGAUAAAGAUGCAAUGACAAAUAUAAAUGUAACCAAGUAUCAUGAUAAAAAUAGUAUUCAGAACACAGAUAUCGUCAAUACGGGUGAUUGUACAACUGGAAUGACUGGGUUCACGAAUACUAAUAAAAACGACAUCAAGCAAUCAAACAUUGUACAUGAAACCACAAAAAUAACCGAAAUCAUAUACAAUGACAGAGACAAAACUAAACACACAAACAUUGAAGAAGCAGAUAAACAUGAAAUGGCAAAAAUAAAUGAACUCAAAGAUAAUGAUAAGUUCUCCAAGCAAACAAAUAAUAGCAAUGAAAAAGAUGACUAUGAAAUAUCAACAAUAGGCAAAGUAAAAACUACUAAUAUUGUUACUAAUAACAGUGGUAGUAAUACAGAUAUGCUUAAUAUAACAGAAGUGAACACAAACACUGGCAAAGAUAACACAAAGGAAAAAACAAUUGCCAAUGAUACUGAUGAAUAUAAGACAGCAGGAAUGACUGAAAACAAACUAACAGCUAAAGAAGAAUUUUUAAAUAUUGAUAACGUAUCAGAUAAAAUGGAGUCUAAAUAUCCUAGUACUGAUAAAAUUACAAUACAUUCAACUGACAUAAUGAAUUUUCAUCAAGGUGUUACUGAAAAUGAAAAUUCUACAACUAAAAAUAACAAUUCAACAAGCGAUACAAAUCAAGACCACUUAAAAACCAAUGAAAUAGAGAAUGAUUUGAAAGAAACAAACCAGAGUUACAAUCAUGAAAUUGAUUGUGAAAUUUGCAAUCAGUAUAAGAAUGACCUCAAAUUUACAUUUAAGCACAAUAAAGAUCAGUCUGGAAAAGAUUCAAUUAAAUCACCGGAUAUUCAGCCCUGUAUUCCAGAAGAAAAAUUAAUGCUAAAACAGCCUUCAUCAGUCGGCAGCUAUGAACGGUUAGGAGAUAAAAGUAACCACUUCCUCGAGCAAAUUACAGCUGCUCUAGAAGCAGAAUGUAAAAAACAAGCAGAACAAAACUCUAACAAAUACAAGCACAAAUUCAAAGAAUUUCACUAUAAUAGGAAACGCCAAGAAAAUGACAAACAAGAAAAUGUGUUGCUUAAAACAUUUAAUAAAAACAGACUUAAUCCACACCAAAAUAAAACAAACGACACUUUGAAACAACUAAAUAUUGAUGUUUUGCACAGACAAGAAAACAACACAAUUAUUAAUCAGGUAAUUACUUCAACUAAAAAGACACCUCAAAUAUUCAUAAAAGAAAAUAAAGACUUAGUUGCUUGUGAGCCCAAGUCACAAAUAAAGGAAAAACAAUUAAAAAAUAAAAAUGAUUCCAAAAAUGAACAUCAUUGCAACCAACUUGCAUGCUUGGUUUGUAGUAGAGAAGAAAAUGAGAUUUUAUGUUUUCGGCCUUCAACAAGUAAAGCACCAACCAAACCUGGUCAAGAUUUUUUUGUUUCGUCUAAUCAAUUGAACUCCCUGAAACAAAAUAUGCAAGAUGUCCAAGGUGAAUCAAAGCGUCAAUGUAAGAGUACAAAAUUAGAAAGUGAACUCACUAAUAUGGCUCAAGAUCGAUUUGUUCAUAGUCAUACACCAACAGUAAAAAUUGAAAUAAAAAACAACACAAAAGAACAAUGUAGAACUGAAAACGAUUAUGGUACUUACUACGCUCAACCUAUCGCAAAAUGGCAAGUCACUCCAAGUAUUGAAAGCAUUUUAAAAUGUACUCAAGGGCCAAGCCAGCACAAAUCAAAGAAGAAUGACAAAUUGAAUGGUAUGGAGAAAAAUACAAAAAUUAGAGAUGAGCAAAUUGCAAAAAGAAAAUCUUCAAAAAAGAAAACUGAACAACUUUUAGAUAACAUUAAAUUAGAGAAAAGGAAAAAGAGCCAUAAAAUUUCUAAUGACCAGGACUCUUUUUUUCCUAUAUUUGAGUCAGAAUCAUAUAAAAAUUUUGUAAGUACAAUGGUAGGAAGUGGUCAUCAACCUAAAUCAAAUGAAUUAAAUAUGCCAAAGUUGAGUUCUAAGAAAACUAAAAAUCCAAUUUAUUCUACAAUAACAAAGACCAAGACUCCUUCAUGUUCAUACAGUACUAGUUCAGCCAGCAGAAUUCAGCCAAGAGCAGAAGGAGAUUCAUUUCAACAGACAAGCACUUACGUGACAUUCCCAUGCUUUACAAUAAAUGAUCUAUUUUCAUUUUCAUUGGAUUCGACAGAAAAAAGUCAUUUGUCUAAGACAGCCAUCGACACAUAUUUGAAAUCACUGCAUGAGCUGUCAAGUACACUAGAUGAUCAGUUGAAACUAAUGAAGUUUGCUUUAGACGAAGAAAACCUAAAGCUCAUAAGCCAUUUUCAUGCUAAUUCUUCUUCUGGAUAUAGCAAAGAAAGAUCGCGGCAAUUGUACAUGCAUCUAGUUAGUGUUGACAAAUCUACAAAACAAAGAAAUCAAGAUUGUGUAAGAUCUACUAUAUUUUUAACGGAUGGUGUCUCUUCACCAAGAUUAGCUGAUUUUAGCCAGGCACAAUAUUCAAAAUAUGAUUCCAACUCUCAGAAAAGCAAUUCAAAAUACAAAGUUAGCAAAAGUACUAUGCUUUAUGUCCAAAAAGAGCUGUCUACUUUAAAAUCUCAAAUUGAUCAAACUCCAUAUUUACAUCUCCGUGAAGAGAUCAUUUCAAAUAAAUCACUUACAGACAUUGAGCAUAAAUACCUGAUUAAGUCAAUAGAUGAGCAACUAGAAAAACUCAAGUCUAUUGAGAAAGAGAUAGAUGAUCUUAUUCAUGAGUUGAAGCAUAGUAUAGAGGGCGAUAAAGAUUAUUCGUUAAGUAAUGGACCAGCAGAAAAAAAUAAUUGUUUAAAAGUAGAAAGUAGUAAAAAUGAAAUUACUUUUCAAGAAAGACUUAAACACAUUGAAGAGAUUUUACAAAACGAACUUAUUCGAAUUCAAACAGCCCUCAAAGAGAAUGAAGAACUAACAGAAAGUUCGAGCAAAGAAACUAAGAAUUAUUUAAAGAUAACCACUGGAGCUCGCAAAAGGCACAGAGAGAGAGCAGCAAAAGAUAGAUCAAAUGCAAAAAAAGAGAGUUUCAUUGAAAAAUUUAGACGGCGGUUUUCUGAUAAAACGAAAAAUUCUCUCAAUACAAGAAAAAAGUAAAUACGUAUUAAUGUCCACCAGAUCUAGAAAUGCCCAUUAUGUAUAUCAUAUUCAAUAAAAAAUUAUAUCAACACCUAAUAA